Molecule: messenger RNA, 9402 nt
Organism: Rhea pennata
Lineage: Eukaryota; Metazoa; Chordata; Aves; Rheiformes; Rheidae
Gene: CACNA1H
Product: calcium voltage-gated channel subunit alpha1 H
Exons: 35
Coding region: 249-7583 (2444 amino acids)
Biological process (GO): calcium ion import; membrane depolarization during action potential; positive regulation of calcium ion-dependent exocytosis
Cellular component (GO): voltage-gated sodium channel complex; voltage-gated calcium channel complex; neuron projection
Molecular function (GO): voltage-gated sodium channel activity; low voltage-gated calcium channel activity
Source: RefSeq, a predicted model, not a curated record
CUGUGCGGAGCGGCUGCGGCGCUGCCUGCUCGCUCCUUGGGAUUACCGUCGAGAGAGGCCGGGGAAGGUGCCCCCGCCCCGCGCCCGCCCAGCCCCGGCCCCCCGCCGCCUUUCCGAGCGGCGCUGGGGGGGGCCCGGGCGUCGCCCCCCGGGGCCCCCCCUUGCAGCCUGGUCCCAUGUGAACUGCCAGGCACGGCUAUGCUCGUGGGGAAAGCUCGCUCCGCCAAGCGAAGGUCCCGGCCGCUAUCAUGACUGAUGGCGAGAGCAGAGAGUCCUUCCAGCGGCUUGCCGGCGACGAGGUGCGGGUGCCCAUCGCCUCGGCCCCCGGCCACGACGAGGAUGCCCGCAGCGCCGGCCGCUCCGCGGCCGCCAGCCUGGGCUCCGGCAGCUCCCCGGCCCGCGACCCGGCGCACGACUUGGCCUCCGAGGAGGAGGAGCAGGUGCCUUACCCGGCCCUGGCACCCACCGCCUUCUUCUGCCUCAAGCAAACCACCCGCCCGCGCAGCUGGUGCCUCAGGCUGGUCUGUAACCCCUGGUUCGAGCAUGUCAGCAUGCUGGUCAUCCUCCUGAACUGCGUCACCCUGGGCAUGUUCCAGCCUUGCGAGGACGUGGAGUGCCAGUCGGAGCGGUGCACCAUCCUGGAGGCAUUUGACGACUUCAUUUUCGCUUUCUUUGCGGUGGAGAUGGUCAUCAAGAUGGUGGCUCUGGGGAUCUUUGGGCAGAAGUGUUACCUUGGAGAUACGUGGAAUCGCCUGGACUUCUUCAUCGUGAUGGCGGGCAUGAUGGAGUACUCUCUGGAUGGACACAACGUCAGUCUGUCCGCGAUCCGCACCGUCCGGGUACUCAGGCCGCUGCGAGCCAUUAACAGGGUCCCAAGUAUGCGAAUACUCGUCACCCUGCUGUUAGAUACUCUGCCUAUGUUAGGCAACGUCCUCCUCUUGUGCUUCUUCGUCUUCUUCAUCUUUGGGAUUGUCGGUGUGCAGCUCUGGGCAGGGCUGCUGAGGAACAGGUGUUUCCUAGACAGGAAUUUUGCAAUGACAUACAAUCUUACGUUCCUGCAUCCAUACUACCGGACAGAUGAAGCGGAGGAGAAUCCGUUCAUCUGCUCAUCCCAUCGUGAAAACGGCAUGCAGAAAUGCUCCAACAUCCCAAACAGGAAGGAGUACAAGAUGGAGUGCACCUUGAGCAUGGACUCCUACACUCCAAGUUUAUACAACCCUGACUUCAGCAGCAGGAAUGCCUGCAUAAACUGGAACCAGUAUUACAAUGUAUGCAUGGCAGGGGAUGUAAACCCACACAACGGAGCUAUCAAUUUUGAUAAUAUUGGCUAUGCCUGGAUAGCUAUUUUUCAGGUUAUAACCCUGGAAGGAUGGGUUGACAUCAUGUAUUAUGUGAUGGAUGCACAUUCUUUUUACAAUUUUAUAUAUUUUAUAUUACUUAUAAUAGUUGGUUCCUUCUUCAUGAUUAACUUGUGCCUGGUUGUGAUAGCAACACAGUUUUCUGAAACAAAGCAACGGGAGAACCAGCUGAUGCAGGAGCAGCGGGCCCGUUACCUCUCCAAUGACAGCACAAUUGCCAGCUUCUCAGAGCCAGGUAGCUGCUAUGAGGAGCUGCUCAAAUACAUCUGCCACAUCUUUAGGAAGGUGAAACGGCGGACAAUACGCCUGUACAACAACUGGCAGAGCAAGCGCCGGAAAAAAGUUAACCCGAACAGCACCACAAAUGGGCAAAGCCGCCGAGGCAAAAAGCGCAUCACCUCCAUUCAUCACCUCAUCCACCACCACCACCACCAUCACCACCACUAUCACAUCAGCAAUGGGAGCCCUCAGGGGCCACGCUCCAACCCUGAGAUCUGUGACCUGGAACUCAAGGUCAUGAAACCUGGAAGCCAACUGAUGCUUCCCUCUCCAUCACCCAAGUUGCAGAGCCCUGCUCCUCCUCCAGACUCAGAGUCUGUACACAGCAUUUACCAUGCUGAUUGUCAUGUUGAAGGACCACAGGUGAACUAUAAGUCUUCCAAUGCCCCCGCAAGCAUUAAACUGACCACAGGACUCUCCAACCACGGCAACAUGAACUAUCCUACCAUCCUGCCUUCUCCAACUAGCAAAGCCAGUUCUGUUCCAGUUCCCAAAGGAAAGAAGAAUGGUAAUUCACCUGUGGCCAUGGUUAAUAGCCCAGUAAAUUUGGGCACGGAUCCUUAUGGGAAGCUGCAGCAACUGGUAGGAGAGCAUGGUCUGCGGCGGACGCCCAGCCGGCUCUCGGGGCUGAGCGUGGCCUGCCCGCUGCCCGGCCCGCCGCUGGGCGGCACGCUGACCUGCGAGCUCCAGAACUGCCCCUUCUGCGCCACCAUCCUGCAGGACCCCGAGUUCGCCUUCACCGAGUCCGACAGCUACGACUCGGACAGCAACGGCGUCUACGAGUUCACCCAGGACCUGCGGCACGGUGACCAGCGCGACCAGCUCCAGCAGCAGCGGGGCCGGACGAGGAGGAGGAAGAAGCAGCAGCCCAAGGAGAGGAACAGAGUCGCCCGGCUCUGGAAAGCCUUCGGCAACAAGCUGAAAAGGAUCGUGGAGAGCAAGUAUUUCAACCGCGGGAUCAUGAUUGCCAUUCUGAUCAACACGCUGAGCAUGGGCAUCGAGUACCACGAGCAGCCAGAUGAAUUGACCAAUGCCCUGGAGAUCAGUAACAUCGUCUUCACCAGCAUGUUUGCCCUGGAGAUGCUCCUGAAACUCCUUGCCUUUGGCCUCUUUGGCUACAUCAAGAACCCAUACAACAUCUUUGAUGGGAUUAUUGUUGUCAUCAGCGUCUGGGAGAUCAUCGGCCAGUCGGAUGGAGGCCUCUCUGUGCUGCGAACUUUUCGACUGCUCAGGGUGCUGAAACUGGUGCGUUUCAUGCCUGCCCUCCGUCGCCAGCUAGUGGUCCUGAUGAAGACGAUGGACAAUGUGGCCACUUUCUGCAUGUUGCUCAUGCUCUUCAUCUUUAUCUUCAGCAUUCUUGGCAUGCAUCUUUUUGGAUGCAAGUUCAGCCUGAAAACUGAUACGGGAGACACAGUUCCAGAUAGAAAGAAUUUUGAUUCUCUGCUUUGGGCCAUUGUGACAGUCUUUCAGAUCCUCACUCAAGAGGACUGGAAUGUGGUCCUCUACAAUGGGAUGGCUUCUACGUCCUCCUGGGCAGCACUCUAUUUUGUGGCCCUGAUGACCUUUGGCAAUUACGUGCUUUUCAAUCUUCUUGUUGCCAUUCUGGUAGAAGGCUUCCAAGCAGAGGGUGAUGCCAAUAGAUCAGACACAGAUGAGGACAAGACAUCUGUCAAUUUUGACGAUGAUUUUGAGAAGCUGAAAGACCUCCGAGCAACAGAGAUGAAGAUGUACUCACUCGCCGUCACCCCAAAUGGACACUUGGAAGGCAGGGGGAGCAUGCCACCUCCUAUAAUUAUGCGCACUGCUGCCACACCUAUGCCCACGCCGAAGUGUUCCCCACACAUGGAUUCAGUGCACACUUUCGUGGACUCAAGGAGAGGGAGCAAUGCUUCACUAGACCCCUUGAGCUAUGAUCAGAAGUCCUUGUCUAGCCUUCGCAGUUCCCCUUGCACCAACUGGGGAACCAGCAGCAACUGGGGGAGCCGACGCUCAAGCUGGAACAGCCUGGGCAGAGCCCCGAGCCUCAAAAAGAAGAACCAGUCAGGAGAAAGAGAGUCCUUGCUCUCAGGAGAGGGGAAAGGCAGCACAGAUGAUGAGUCUGAUGAUGCAAAGUCCAGCACGGUCAGCAGGGCCUCACUGCACCGCCGAGCAGAGUCCCUGGACUACCGCAGCUCCCUGGACCUGCCUGAGCUGCUCCAGCUGCCUACCAUGCGCCACUCGCUCAGUAUCAGCCCUGUGGCCGUUCUACCUGCUGAGUACCAAGACUGCAAUGGCAAGAUGGUGCAUGUCCCCAGUGAGUUCUUCCUGCGCAUCGACAGCCACAAGGAGGAUGCACUGGACUACGAGGAUGACAUGGAGGAUAGUUACUGCUACCGGAUUCGUAAAGUCCUAGAGCCCUACAAACCAGAGUGGUGCAAGAAUCACGAAGAUUGGUCCCUCUACUUGUUUUCCCCACAGAAUCGAUUCCGAGUGAUGUGCCAGAAGGUCAUUGCCCACAAAAUGUUCGAUCACGUGGUGCUGGUCUUCAUAUUUCUCAACUGCAUCACUAUAGCGCUGGAGCGACCAGAUAUAGACCCACACAGCACGGAAAGGAUGUUCCUAAGUGUUUCCAAUUACAUUUUCACUGCAAUCUUUGUGGCUGAAAUGAUGGUUAAGGUGGUAGCUCUUGGCUUCUUCUCUGGGGAGAACACCUAUCUCCAGAGCAGCUGGAAUGUCCUAGAUGGAGUCCUCGUCUUUGUAUCUAUCAUUGACAUUAUUGUCUCCAUGGCAUCAGCAGGCGGAGCUAAGAUCCUGGGUGUUCUUCGAGUAUUGAGACUUCUGCGGACCUUGAGACCUCUCCGAGUCAUCAGCAGAGCCCCAGGUCUGAAGCUGGUGGUAGAAACCUUGAUCUCCUCCUUGAGGCCUAUUGGGAAUAUCGUUCUCAUUUGCUGUGCUUUCUUCAUUAUCUUUGGGAUUUUAGGGGUGCAGCUUUUUAAAGGCAAAUUCUACUACUGUGAUGGUCCUGAUGUGAAAAACAUCACUACAAAGACUGACUGCUCUAAUGCACGCUACAAAUGGGUUCGGAGGAAGUACAAUUUUGACAAUCUGGGACAGGCUCUCAUGUCCUUGUUUGUCCUCUCCUCCAAAGACGGCUGGGUGAACAUCAUGUACGAUGGUCUGGAUGCUGUGGGUAUUGACCAACAGCCCAUCCAGAACCAUAACCCUUGGAUGCUUCUCUACUUCAUCUCCUUCCUGCUCAUCGUCAGCUUCUUCGUGCUCAACAUGUUUGUGGGGGUAGUAGUGGAGAACUUUCACAAGUGCCGGCAGCACCAGGAGGCAGAGGAGGCCCGACGUCGGGAGGAGAAGCGGCUGAGACGCUUGGAGAAAAAGCGCAGGAGUAAGGAGAUAUACCUGUCUGAAGCCCAGCGCAGGCCUUAUUAUGCAGACUAUUCCCCAGCACGGAAGUACAUUCACACCCUCUGCACCAGCCACUACCUGGACCUCUUCAUCACAUUCAUCAUCGGGGUCAAUGUCAUCACUAUGUCAAUGGAGCACUACAACCAGCCGAAGUCCCUGGAUGAAGCUCUGAAGUACUGCAACUAUGUGUUCACCAUAGUUUUUGUGUUUGAGGCAGUUCUGAAGUUGGUGGCAUUUGGUUUUCGAAGGUUCUUUAAGGACAGAUGGAAUCAGCUGGAUUUGGCCAUAGUUCUUUUAUCAAUUGUGGGAAUCACGCUGGAGGAGAUUGAGAUGAAUGCUGCACUGCCCAUCAAUCCCACAAUAAUACGCAUCAUGCGGGUGCUGAGAAUAGCCAGAGUGCUGAAACUGCUUAAAAUGGCCACUGGGAUGCGAGCUCUCCUGGACACAGUGGUGCAGGCACUUCCCCAGGUAGGGAACCUUGGCCUUCUUUUUAUGCUCCUGUUUUUUAUCUAUGCUGCCCUGGGAGUGGAAUUGUUUGGCAAGCUAGACUGCAGUGAAGAAAAUCCCUGCGAAGGUUUGAGCCGACAUGCAACUUUCACCAACUUCGGUAUGGCCUUUCUCACCCUCUUCAGAGUGUCAACAGGGGACAACUGGAAUGGUAUCAUGAAGGACACUCUCCGGGAAUGCACCCGGGAAGACAAGCACUGCCUCAGUUACCUGCCCGUCAUCUCUCCUGUCUACUUCGUCACCUUCGUCCUCAUCGCACAGUUUGUCCUGGUCAACGUAGUGGUGGCAGUGCUGAUGAAGCAUUUGGAGGAGAGCAAUAAGGAGGCCAAGGAAGAUGCUGAGAUGGAUGCAGAAAUUGAGCUGGAGAUGUCUAGAGGAGCAACCACAUCAGCUGCUGGUGGGAGCAGAGGAGGCACGGUGGCCCUGGAGGGCAGAGCACCCUACAGAAGUCAGGACACCAUGAAGUCAGAGUCAGCAGUGCAAGCAAAGCACCAAGCCCUGGGCGGUACGGCUUGUCUGCAGCCACAGGACUCCCAGAACCUGCUGACGGUCCGCAAGAUCUCCGUUUCCCGGAUGCACUCCUUGCCCAAUGACAGCUACAUGUUCCGCCCUGUGAUGCCAGCAAAAGCCCCCUUCCCCCUCCAUGAGGUGGAGAUGGAGACGUAUCCCUGCAAAUCCCAAAGAGGGUCCAUCACCUCCAUCCGCUCCCAGCCCGUGGGAACAUGUUCCUCUCUGAGAGUCCCAACAGAGUCCUUCCAGCUGGCUACUCGUUCUCCCAACCAUGAAGGCCGCCACCGGUGGAAGAUCAUUCCCCCGCAUGUCGUACCUCGAUCUCCUACUCUCAACAAGCUGCUGUGCAGACAGGAGGCUGUUAGAACGGACUCCGUCGACGGGCAGACUCCGGACACCAAGGACAGCCUGCCAGCAGAGCCCGGAGAGACGCCACCGUCGGCCAAGCAGUCCCAAAGCACCUUCCCCCCCAGCCCGCUCCACCCCGCGGCUACCUCCCUGCCGAGCACCCCCCCGCGCUCCCCGCCGUGCUCCCCGCACCGGCACGCCGGCAUCCACACGCGCAAGCACCCCUUCGGCCAGCGCAGCGUCGCCAGCCGGCCGCCCAGCCCCACCGGCAGCCCGGCCAACCCCGAGAGCGACCUCUUCGAGUCCUCCGACCUGGCUGAUGAGGAGGUUAGCCACAUCAACAGCUCCGCCAAAGACUGGGGCGAGCACUCGGACGCUGGGAGCCGCUCGACUUCGCCCUUCAUCUCCCCGGCCCCAUCGCCAGUGCCCCUCAAGAACUGCAGCACAACUAGCCUGUCCCGGGGCAGCGGCAAAGAGAAGCACUUGAAGAAGUUUUACAGCAUCGACACGAAGGGCUUCCUGGCUAAGCCCAGCUGGGCAGACGACCAGAGGCGGCACUCCAUCGAGAUCUGCCCCUCCGUCGACGACGGAGACUGUAGCUUUGAAGAGGCUGCGGGGGGAAAGCAGUGGUCGCCUGCCCGUGCCCAGCCGGAGUCAGAGUACGUCCACGGAGCUCGGAGGAAGAAGAAGAUGAGCCCGCCCUGCAUUUCUAUAGAUCCUCCCAUGGAGGACGACGGCGGGGCGGCCUCCCGCACCAAACCCUCCGAGAACAGCAUGCUGCGACGAAGGACCCCGUCCUGCGAGUUCCCGGCCUACAGAGAGUCCCUGGAGCUCGCAGAGAGCCAGCCCGGGGACCCGACCUCCAAAGCGGAGCGCCGGGGCCAGCCCCCGUGCCGCGGGGAGCACCUGACCAUCCCCAACUUCUCCUUCGAGCAGUCGGACGGCGGCUCUUUGAGCAGCCUCUCGGAUCUCCUGCUGGACAGCGGCCAGUCCACGCCGUCCUCCGCGGACUCCCGGCCCGACCCCGCAGCCCCCGAACUCAAAAAGCCCGAUCACUUAAAAACUCAGCGGAGCAACCCGGAGAAAAGCAGGGAGCUGCCGGGCGCUGCCAGGAGCCCCCUUCGGAAGCAGGACUUGGCACGGGUGACUGUUGUGACAGAGGAGUACGUGGAGGAGCCGGUAUAGCUCCGCGAGAGGGGGGCACGGGGGGGUCUCAAGGGCUUGACACCAAUGUGGGUUUUGAAAACCGAAGGGACUGAGCAGCCACGGCUCCGUGGCCGAGCUCCCGUCGUUUGGGGGUUGGUUUUUUUUUUUUCCUUCUUUUUCGCAGUCACUUGUUCUUAAGCGCUGUGGAGGUUUGCAAAAAAACGAAAAAAAAAAAUUAAACAAACAAACAAAAAAAGAAACCAAACAAAUGACUGAGCGAAACGGUGACGGGUUUGGGGGCAGGGGGAGCGGGCUGGCGAGCGGUUUGGGGGUUUCUUUCUUAAAGGGAAGGUGGAGCCGUUUCCGGGGCUGCUUCACUCCUCCCUCCCCUCUACGUGGCCUCAAUCACAUUGAUUUGGGUUCGAAGUGGUGGCGGCUGGGAUUUGGGGGAUUCUCUUUGGAUUUUGCUGUUUUGUUGGGUUUUUUUUAAAAAAAAAAAAGAAAAAAGAAAACACGCUCAACUUUUAAAAAGGCACCUUUUAGAGAAGUCACAUUAUGUGGGAGUGCCCAGGAGAUGGGAGCUGUACAUGUCUGUAUAUCAGCAGUUAUAUAAAUAGAAAUAAUGUAUUUGUGAAAUACAAAACAAGGAAAAAGACAAAAAAAAUACACCCACAAAAACUCUCUCAUAAUGCACAUAUUUUUAUAGAGAAACUCUACUGUUUUUUGCAUUACAUGUGACUCCGCAACUGGGUGGUGUUUCCUUGGGUUUUAUGUGGAACUGGUUAUUACGGCCGUUCGUUUUCCAAAUGUUUCUCUACUUUCUUUGUUUUCAUUUCUAUCCUUCCCUCUCUUCCUCCAUCGGCAUCCUGCCAGCUUCUUUUCACAGCUGAUGCUUUAGAUGUCUCUCUCAUUUUCCUUUUGUACUUUAGAGGUUGUCCUAACUACAGGAAAAGGGAAAAAAAAAAAAAAAAAAAAAAAAAAAAAUCACUACUGAACUGUAGCCAGUGCAAUAAUAAGUUAUUCAUUCUUCUUGUCUGUACAACUGUCCUUUUUCUCUUUUUUCUUUUUUUUUUCCUUUUUUAACUGAAAUUCAGGUUAAAUGUUGCAAUAAUCUGAACUAACAUGCACAAACAAGGUUUCUUGUGUUACAAAAAAAAAAGAUUUAAAAAAAGGAAAAAAAUUACAGAGAGAUUAAAAAAACAAAACAAAAAAUAAAUAGUAAAUUAUUUAAGAAAUGUAUUUUGUCUACUGCAGUUCAAAGUAAAUUAUUGAUGCAAUAUGUAAAGGUAUAAAGCGCUGUCUUAGGUGAUGUUCGUUGUGAGCAUUUAUGCUAACGGUCUGUUCGCCUCAUAGCACAACGCCUUUGAAAACUAGGUGACCCCAGGAACUGUCUCGUUUGCAGCCGGUCCCUCCGCCGUCCCUCCGCACGCAGACGCGCUUGCACCCCGCGGCCCCCCCGGGGCCGCGUCAGACUGAGCAGCCUCUAGAGGAACCCAACAGCCACCGCUCGUUUCCUCCCUCUCUCUUUUAUUUAUUUAUUUUUUUUUUUUGGCUUUGGGGGUUUAUUUUUAUUGUUUUACCCCAGCCCCCACUCCGGUCCCUGCCCCGGCCUUCCUCCAGGCCCUCUCACCGUGUGACAGCUUCACCGCGGCAAGCUGAUGCUUAGCGCGAGCCGCGAGCGGCCCGGGACGCCCCCGUCUACCAGCUAACCGGGCAGCAGCAGCCAAAAGACGGAAACAAAACAAAACGAACAUUUUUUUUUAAUCGUUUUUGUUUGGUUCCUUCCAUGCCGCCUCAUAUUUAUGCAUUCACAUAUAUCUUCUGUUAUUUAUGCAUUCAUUACUCAAAAGGAAAUGUA